AUGUCUACCUGCUGCAAAGAGGGAUUCAAGUGGAACGGCGAGUCUGUCGGCAAGGAGACCAAGCUCGGAAACAACCAGGCAUACGUCACUGGCGACAACAAGGAUGCCGCUGUCCUCAUCGUCUGCGAUGUCUUUGGCUGGACGCUGCCCAACAUCCGUCUGUUGGCCGACCACUAUGCCAAGGAGGCCAAUGUGACCGUCUACGUUCCCGAUUACUUCGAGGGCGAAGUAGUCAGCCCCGAAAUGAUGGACGACCCGGAAAAGCGCAAAAACUUCGACAUCAUGGCCUUCAUCGGCCGCAACGGCAAAGACAAGCGCUACCCCGAGAUCUCGGCCAACGCAAAGGAACUCAAGUCCACCUACAAGAAGGUCGCCGCCAUCGGUUUCUGCUACGGCGCCUGGGCUGUUUUGCGCCUGGGAGCCAAGGAAGGCGGCAUCGUUGAUGCUGCAGCAGUCGCUCACCCUUCUCUGCUCGAAGAGUCUGAAAUUGCCAACGUCGGAGUGCCGGUGCAGUUUUUGGUUCCCGAGACCGAUCCCAUGUUUACGCCCGAGUUGAAGGAGUUUACGCUCAAGACUCUGCCUACGCUGAAUGUGCCUUUCAACUACGACUACUACCCUGGUCUGGUCCACGGUUUCGCUACUCGUGGCGAUCAGAGUGAUCCCAAGCAAAAGGAGGGUCUGGAGAGAGCCAAGAACUCUGCUGUUUACUGGUUCAAGCAGUACUUGCACUAG
Molecule: messenger RNA, 732 nt
Organism: Aureobasidium namibiae CBS 147.97
Lineage: Eukaryota; Fungi; Ascomycota; Dothideomycetes; Dothideales; Saccotheciaceae
Product: alpha/beta-hydrolase
Exons: 2
Coding region: 1-732 (243 amino acids)
Molecular function (GO): hydrolase activity
Source: RefSeq, a predicted model, not a curated record